Molecule: messenger RNA, 798 nt
Organism: Gracilinanus agilis (Agile Gracile Mouse Opossum)
Lineage: Eukaryota; Metazoa; Chordata; Mammalia; Didelphimorphia; Didelphidae
Product: protein spinster homolog 3-like
Exons: 6
Biological process (GO): transmembrane transport
Cellular component (GO): membrane
Molecular function (GO): transmembrane transporter activity
Source: RefSeq, a predicted model, not a curated record
CACCGCUGGCUCUUCUUCCUGUCGCGGGCUGUGGUGGGCGUCGGCGCGGCCAGCUUCUCCACCGUCGCCCCCACCGUCAUCGCGGACCUCUUCGUGAGGGGCCGCAGGACCCGGAUGCUGUCGCUCUUCUACAUCUUCAUCCCUGUCGGAAGCGGCCUGGGCUACGUGCUGGCCUCGGCGGUGACCGAGGCUACGGGAGACUGGCACUGGGCCUUCAGGAUCCUGCCCUGCCUGGAGGCGGCGGCUCUGGCCCUCCUGAUCCUGCUGGUCCCAGACCCCCCGCGGGGAGCGCUGGAGGAGCGGCCCGAAGCCGGGGGCCCCCGGACCGGCUGGUGCGAGGACGUCCGCUCCCUGGGGAAGAACCGGAGCUUCGUGUGGUCCACGCUGGGAGUCACGGCCAUGACCUUCGUGGCGGGGGCCCUGGGCUUCUGGGCCCCCAAGUUUCUGUACCGCACGCGGGUGCUCCACGGCCAGCAGCCUCCUUGCCUCCGGGAGCCCUGCGACUCCUCGGACAGUCCUUCCCACCAGAUCUCAGAGUCUGCAGUGACCGGCAGUGACACUCUGGUGCUCCGCCUGCUGCGUCUACACUGGCCUACAGACUCUGUGAGGCCUCUGGCGCUGCUGUGCCGGGCUUUCUUCCUGGACCGGGUGUUCCUUCGCCUCCUUGGCUGCCAUCUUCCCUGCAGUCCUCACUCUGGCUGUGGCUGCACUAAGGCCCCCGAGCCCCCACCUGGUGUGUCCUCCAUUACCGAUCAGCCAUGUGCUGCCAGCGAGUGUCUAGAGGAAGGUUUGUCCUGA